AUGUCUUCCUCACCGCCGCAGCCGACCCAGUCGACGAAGCGACCUUUGGAGGAGGCUUCAUCUCCUUCGCGCGCUACAGACCAACCCGACGCGAAACGCCCUGCGCUCGACAAGGUCAUCAAGAACGAAAGCGAGGACAAGAACUCGAAAUUGUCGGGCAACGCUGUCGAAAGCCCCGACAAGAAUGGUGACGAAGUUUCCAAUGGCGUAAAGACCGAGGCAGAUGCCGUCGCUGUCGAGGCCAGUGCCGACGAGAAGGUGGCUGCCGCGGCUGCUACCAACUCUUCAUCUGCCGCCGCGCAUGACGAAACCUCCUGGAUUCACAUUCGCGCCGUCAUCUCCAGCCCAGAGGCUGCCACUAUCAUUGGCAAGGGCGGCGAGAAUGUCUCCAACAUUCGUAAAAUGUCGAAUGCCAAGUGCACCGUCAGCGACUAUCAAAAGGGAGCUGUCGAGCGCAUUCUAACAGUCAGCGGCAUCGUAGAUGCAGCGGCUAAGGCUUUUGGCCUGAUCAUUCGCACACUUAACAAUGAGCCAUUAACAGAGACUUCUACAGCCUCAUCGAAGACGUACCCACUGCGUCUUCUUAUUCCCCAUAUUCUCAUUGGCUCUAUCAUUGGAAAGGGCGGUGCUCGCAUCCGGGAAAUCCAGGAAGCGUCGGGGGCUCGGCUUAAUGCUUCGGAUUCCUGCCUACCCAUGUCCAGUGAGCGGUCGCUGGUUGUGAUGGGCGUUGCCGAUGCUGUCCACAUUGCAACCUACUAUGUUGGCUCGACCCUUCUUGAGCAGCUGAACGAACGUUUUGGCGGACCUGCUGCUUCCGCCUAUGCUACCAGAAGUGGUACUCCCGCUGGCUCUAUCCCCGGCGGCAUGCAGGUUGUUCCGUACAGUCCCCAGCCUGCCUCGGGUCAGUACGGCCGCAGCGACAACUAUGGACGCCAUUCUGAACGUCGCCCACCGAUGCCUCCCCCUGCGCCUUACCCUGCGCAAUAUCCCCCUCACGCUGGCGCCCAAGCCGCAGUCCCCGCCAUGCCGAUGCAUUAUGGUGCGCAAGCGGGUGCGUAUGGCGCAGCUGCUCCUCAUGUUCAGCAACAUAUGCCACCGCACACUGGCGCGCAGCCCCAUGGUGGUCCUCAGGCGCAAAACAUGCAUGCAGGCAUGCCGGGUGCUCCCAUGACCCAGCAAAUCUAUAUUCCAAAUGAUAUGGUCGGCGCUAUUAUCGGCAAGGGUGGACAGAAAAUUAACGAGAUACGCCAGCUGAGUGGCAGCGUGAUCAAGAUCAACGAGCCUCAGGAUAACAGCAACGAGAGACUAGUUACGGUUACGGGUACCGAGGAGUGCAACCGCAUGGCUCUGUAUCUGCUCUACGCCCGACUUGACUCUGAGAAGCACAGAAUGUAG
Cordyceps militaris CM01 is the source of this 1395-nucleotide messenger RNA. RefSeq names its product KH domain RNA binding protein. NCBI's taxonomy places the organism in Eukaryota, Fungi, Ascomycota, Sordariomycetes, Hypocreales, Cordycipitaceae. Gene Ontology annotation, cellular component: nucleus; cytoplasm. The record is from RefSeq and is a predicted model, not a curated record. The coding region runs from base 1 to 1395 and encodes 464 amino acids. Gene Ontology annotation, biological process: regulation of RNA metabolic process; regulation of gene expression. Gene Ontology annotation, molecular function: mRNA binding. The transcript is spliced from 3 exons.